Cloeon dipterum is the source of this 1050-nucleotide messenger RNA. RefSeq lists its product as uncharacterized. NCBI's taxonomy places the organism in Eukaryota, Metazoa, Arthropoda, Insecta, Ephemeroptera, Baetidae. The record is from RefSeq and is a predicted model, not a curated record. The transcript has 2 exons. The coding region runs from base 180 to 572 and encodes 130 amino acids.
AGGUUUGGCCUUAACUGAGUUUGUGUGUCACAGGCGAUCAAGCGAGUCAGUUGCUGCUCGAACGCUGGAAGUGAAACCACAUUUGUGAGAAGCUCUGCAGCGGUAGCACCUUCAGCGUUGAGUGUCUUCCUCUCACUUUCUUUCUUUCACGGAAGUCCAGCGGGUGAGGCAAGCGCAGAAUGACAAAUUGCCAGCGCGUGUUGCCAAUUUUGGUGGCUGUGGCGGCGUCGCUGCUGGCCACCCAGCCAUCAGCGGUGCACGCGCAGUUCAAGUCACCCCUGCUGCAGGUUUGGGGCGUCAACCUGGCCGGCACGCACCGCCUCACGCCCGCCGAGAUCUGGGGCGUCGGCCUGGAGAAGAAGCAGAGCGUCCCCUUCGACCCUGACGAGGGCGUGCGACUCAGGUCCGACUUUGAGGCCACCUUCGGCGCCGGGGGCCAGCACCUGAUCGACUUGCUCGGCUCGGGCAAACACGUCGACGACGUCGUCAAGGACCUGAGGAGCGCCCACCAGAACAGGGUGUUCGGCCGCCGACAGAGCUCCCCGUUCCGCCAGAGGCCCAAUCGGUUUUAGUUUUUUUAAUUUUUUUGGUUCGCACCGAGGUGAUCGACCUCUGUAAGAUGCACCUGACGCUAUGACUUUCGAAAUACGUAUUUGUAGUAUGAUUUACGAGCAGAAGAGAAAAAAAUUGUGUGUGCUUUCCGACAGAGCUAAAGGGGAAUAUAAUUUUUCUCUUCGCUGCAUGGUCCAGGAAGUGUGUAAAUAGAAAGUGCGACGGCCGGACACAUAAGAUUCAAGAGUGCAUGAGAAAGAAAUUGAGAAUGAACGACGUCGGAUCUGAUAAAAAAUUAAACUAAAUUGUCUGCUGUCUUUUGCAAUGAGAUUUUGAUCUUAUUGCGAAGUGAAAUCGCAAUAUGCCUCAGGUUCAGAUUGUCUAAAAUGGUAGAUUGUGAUAUGCAAGAUGAACAGACCGUAUCAAAAUGUAUUUUAAAUUAUAAUGAAUGUAUGCAAUUGAUAAUUAAAAUAAUUGUUUUUACAAUUAAAAUAUAAA